UUGUACAUAGCUAGAAACUUCCCUCGUCGAAGCCUCCUCUUCAAACUCAAGCUUUUCUUCGUCCGUUUCUCUCCAAAAGUUCAAACUACGCUGCUCUGCUCAACUAGGGUUUUCUUCUUCCUCAACAAUGGCUGCCGACGGUUCCGUAGCUCUCGCAGUAAAACAACAGGUGCAGGAUUUCUUAAAUGCUGCUCUUACCGGAAACCUUGAAUUCUUCAAGAAAAUGGCGGAGAAAUUGGAUGAUGGGCAAGGGUUGUCAAAGACAGUGGCGGAUGUUAAGGAUGCUAAUGAUCGAACCGCCCUUCAUUUUGCGGCAAGAGAAGGACAGACUGAAGUUUGCAAGUAUUUGUUGGAGGAAUUGAAGCUUGAUGUCAAUGUGAAAGAUGCAGAGGGAGAGACUCCUUUAGUUCAUGCAGCCAGACAAGGACAUAUUGCUACUGUCAAUUAUCUUCUCGAGCAUGGUGCUGAUCCUGCAAUUCCUAGUGAUUUAGGGGCUACAGCUUUACAUCAUGCUGCUGGAAUAGGAAAUCUUGAAUUGAUGAAGCUAUUACUUUCAAAGGGUGCCCCUGUUGAUUCUCAAAGUGAUUCUGGCACUUCUUUGAUUUGGGCUGCUGGGCAUGGACAAAAAGAUGCUGUAGAAGUUCUAUUAGAGAACCAUGCUAAUCCAAAUUCUGAAACUGAUGAAAGUAUAACCCCAUUGUUAUCAGCUGUGGCGGCUGGCUCACUGGCAUGCUUAGAGCAAUUAAUUCAGGCUGGGGCAAAGGCCAAUAUCUCUGCAGGUGGCACAACACCAUUGCAUAUUGCUGCCGAUAUUGGUGCCUGUGAUCUUAUUAAUUGCUUAUUGAAAGCUGGAGCUGAUCCAGACGCUACAGAUGAGGAUGGCCAGAAGCCAGUUCAGGUUGCUGCUACAAGAGGGAAUAAAAGUGCAGUUGAGAUACUACUUCCCUUGAGUACACCAGUUGAAUCUAUUCCUGACUGGACAAUUGAUGGAAUUAUCCAACAUAUGAAGUCUGAAGCUAAAAAACAAGAGGAGCUUGCCAGAGGUUUCAAGAAACUUAAUUCAGAAAGUAAUACAAACUUAUCAAGAGAAGAUUUGCCUGAGGUGACACCUGAAGCAAAGCAGAAAGCUGCAGAGGCAAAGUCACAAGGUCAUGACGCUUUCAAGAGGAAAGACUACACAUUAGCUAUAGAUGGAUACACACAGGCUAUUGAUCUAGACCCUACUGAUGCCACAUUGUACUCGAAUAGAAGUCUCUGUUGGUUUCUUGUGGGACAAGCUGAGCAAGCCUUAGCCGAUGGUAAGAUAUGUAGAUCAUUAAGACCAAACUGGGCCAAGGCUUGCUAUCGUGAGGGUGCAGCUCUACGUCUUUUGGAGAGGUUUGAGGAAGCAGCCAAUGCAUUUUACGAAGGCGUGCAACUUGACCCCGAAAGUAGGGAGCUAGUAACUGCUUUUAGAGAGGCAGUUGACGCUGGGAGGAAAUUUCACGAGAGAAAUGAAGCAAAAUAAGUGGGCUGCUGCUGCAUUACGACCAUGGAAAAUAGAUUAGAAAUUGUUACUAUGGAAAUUUUGUAUCUAGGCAAUACAGGGUGCGAUACUCCGUCAAUGAUUCAAUAUUUAAAGUUCCUGCACGCAUAAAGUGUACAAUAACUUUAUUGAACAUUGUGAUGUUUUUUACCCAGGUAAACAGGUUAUUGUAACUUUUAUCUAGCUUUUUACCCAGGUAAACAGGUUAUUGUAACUUUAACGUGUUUUGGUUUAUUUUUAUAUUAUGAGAAAAAAUUUGAUGGAUAA
This is a messenger RNA of Spinacia oleracea (spinach), 1792 nucleotides long. RefSeq lists its product as uncharacterized. The transcript has 13 exons. Gene Ontology annotation, molecular function: protein binding. The record is from RefSeq and is a predicted model, not a curated record. Bases 128 to 1507 code for a protein of 459 amino acids. Lineage: Eukaryota; Viridiplantae; Streptophyta; Magnoliopsida; Caryophyllales; Amaranthaceae.